UUAAUUUAAUUUAAUGAUCAAUUUGGUAGCGUUUUUGUAGUUAAUUAAUUGUCUCUGAAAGGUUUAUUAUUUAAUUUGAUUGAUUGAAGAUGAUCUGCUUUAUUCACUAUGAUACUUCUUAAAUUGUUUGAUUGUGUAUCCAGUUUAUUGGACGCUAUCGAUUUACAUUUUUUACCUUUUCUUGUUAAAAUUUUUUUCCAAUCUUAAUUGUAUCAAUAGCCAAUUGUUUUUAUAAUAAUAUUUGCUUGAUUGCUUUUUUUUGCUGUUGUUUUAUUGCGUUAUUAGUGCUUUUUUGUUUCUCUUUACUUGUGUGGUUUGUUUUGUUUUUGUACCAUAAUCAUCAUGAUAAGGAUUAAAGCUUUAAAUGAAGAUGUUGAUACAAGUGAUUCGGAAACUGAGGAACCGGAAAAUGGUUUGUUAACCCGAGAAGCUCAAGAGGAAAAUCUUCAGCAACUUUAUUGUGAAGCUUUGAAAUUGGUUGAUUCGGAUAAAGAACAAGCUAAAUCCGAGUUGAUCUCUUUGUUGGAUACUCUUGAUGAAUUUGAUGAAUCUUCCGGCUUGACCAAUAUUGUCCACCUUAAGUAUCUUUCUCUCAAAAAUUUGGGUCUUCUCUUUCCCGAUAAUUUGAAUUAUUUCCUCGAUGCUUUGGCAAUCGAUGGCGGUGAUGUUACUUUAUGGAUCGAAACUGGCAGACGAGCUCUUAAUCAAUUUACUAAUCUUCCACUGGCUCGUACAUGUUUUGAAGAAGCUCAUAGAAUCAGUCCAACCAAUUGGGUUGUUCUAGAUAUUCUAAUGGGUCUUUAUUAUGUUCUAAAUGAUUACAGUAAUUGUCUUAAACUCGCAAUCAAAGGUUUAACAAAAGACUGUCAUUAUUUCAAAGCUUGUUUAUUAAUAUCGGAAAUGGUGAAACAUUUUCCAUCCAUAGGAUCAGAAUUACCUGUUAAUCUACAAUAUCUCCACAAUUGGAAUCCUUGUGAAAAAGAUUUAGAAAGAAAGGAGAAAAUUUUGGCCGAAUUUUCGAAUUUGAAAGAAAAAAGAAAACGAAAAUUCUUGGAAGAUGAAACAAACCAAAACGAUGGAAGGAAAGUUUUCACUUUAAAUCUUGAAUCUACUUCGCUCUCAUCUUUACAAUCUUUGACCUCAACUCUUAAAAAGAUUUACACUGAAAUGGAAAAGGCAAAUUGUCCUCGAAGCACUUUCAUCUCAAUCGAAAGUGGAACCUCUUCAGAUGAUGUUCAAAGUGCUGAUGAGAACAUGAGUGAUGAAUAUUCGGAUAAAGAAAAGCUUAACAAUAAGCCCGAAAAACGAGGAUCUUUUCCUUUCGAGUUUAUUGACAAACGACGAUCAAGUCGAGUUCAAAAGAUCCAAAAUAAAACAAGUGAUUCCUGUGAAUUCUCAAGUGAUAAUAUCUACGAGAAAGUGUUCUCAAUGAUUCCCCAAAGUAUUUUAUCUCGAGAAGUGGAAGUGAAACGAACCGAGAUCGAAAUACCAAAAUAUAAUGAAACUCAAGUGGAAAAUUUGAUUCUCUCUCGAUUCAUCUCGAAGCAAAAGUCAUUCAAAUCAAAGGGAAAACGUAUCGAUCAACUAAUUAAUGAUUUUUUAUUCGAAGUUGCCGAUCAAGCUAAUUUAAUCAAAUUACCUUCCAAUUUCAUUGACCUGUAUAAAAUUCAUCGGCAAAUGUACAGUUUACCAUCACCUUUAACUUGUUCUGUUGAGGAUGUUUCAUUGGAAGAGAUUAAAUUAAUUACCACUGCCAAUGAGAUUGAAUUUCAACAAUCAGAAGCCAUAUUUCUAACACAAAUGCUACCCCAUUUAAGAGCUAAAUUUGAUUCCGAUGAUUUUGAUGGAUUUUUCAUUCGUCUUUUGACUCUUCGAGGAAUCAAAGAAUCUAAAGUUGAUUAUCUUCUAAUGGCAAAUGAAGUUUUCAGCCAAUCUAACCUGAAAUUAGUUCAAGCCUCAAAUCAAACAGUCUACAGCUCAUCUAGUCUUAAAUCAAUAAUUAACACAUUGAAUGAAAAUAAUUUGGACAAAUUAUUGGAUCAACAUCGACACGAAGAACUUGUUGAACUUUUGGCUUCUAAAUCGGAGCUUUCUGAGCCGGAAGAAGAGUAUCUUUGUCAGGCGAUCCAAUCAUCACAAGAAUGGAAGCGAGGAGUCGAAAUAAUUUCUCGAAGUAAACAAUUAACUGAUCGAUUGUUAAAAUUACUACGAUCCUGUCUAAAGAAUGGCGAUAAACUAUCAAUUGAUCGCGAGUUGGCCAUCAAAUUGUUAAAAUUAGGAACCGAAAAGUAUAGUGCAAUGGCCUGGACUUGUCUCGUUCAAACAUUCAUAAAUGAAAUAUCAUCUGGUGAAAUUGACGAGAAGAAAAUAAUUAACUUAAUCAAUACUGUUCACGUUUACUUGAGUCGUCGAGGUUCCUGUUCUCAGGCUAAUGGCGAGUUUCUACUCCUUGCCUUGGAUUUUACAAUUAAUCAAUGUAGUAAAGCCAAAGAUGAUUUGAUUCUCCAAUGUUUUGCUUGUUUAUACAAUCAUCCACCGCCACGUCCUGGAUACAGUUAUCUCACUGCUCAUCCGGGAGCUGGAAUUGAUCUCCUUUGGGAUAAUGUCGAUACUAUUUACAGUUAUUUUAUCCCAGAGAAACUCCCAGAGUUUGAUAGUGUAAAACGUGAUACAAUUGAUUCAGAUACGGAGGAAUUACUUCGUCGUAUAUUACCUUUAAUUCCCGAUAAUUUAAAUCCAGAAACUGAUGCAAAAUUGAUCAACGAAUAUCUUGAUAAUGGUAAACCAAUUGAGGUUUCAUCAAAUAUUCCUAAACAUCAUGUAACUCAACAUCUUUACUAUUUUCUAGCUGAUUAUUAUUUCAAAAACAAAGAGUUUCAAAAAGCGAAAAAGUUUUACAUUUAUGAUUUAACUUUAAAUCGAGAUCGAUUCGAUUCAUGGGCUGCUUGUGCUCUCUCGAUAACUCAUCUAAUUGAACAAUAUUUUUCUAAUGGAAGUAAAGUUUUCUACUCAUUUUCUGAUGAAGUAUUUGAUUUGGCGGAAUCGGCAUUUAGAUGUUAUAUCGAAGCACUUCGGUUGGAACCAAACAAUACCAAGAUAUGGAUCGAAUAUGGAAACCUUGCUUAUAAUGUCGCGAGUUAUAUUUCUCGAGUUCGUAAAUCUGGUCCAACAACUGAGGGGGAACAAAAAGAGAAAAUGAUCAAGCAGCAGAAACGAAUGCUUUAUCGAGCUCGAGUUUGUUUCGAAUCAGCCAACAAUGUCGCCGACGCCGAUGAAAUUUGGUUACAUUAUUAUUUCUUGGGGAAAAUCGCUGAAAGGAGUAACAUUUUACAAGCACUUAAAUAUUAUGAACUAUCUGAUCUGCAUUUGGCUUUAAGUGGAGCGACUUAUCCUCGUAAAAUUGGUUAUCAUAAUCCGACCCGUUAUGCAAUCGAAGCUCUUGAAAUACAUUAUCGCAUGCACGCCUGUGUCCUCAAGUAUAUUCGUAGGCACAGUAAAACAUUAUCGUCGAAAAUAUUAUCACAAAUUAAGAUUCAUCUACUUCGUGCAUUGCGAAGUCCAUUUGUCAAGCAAAUUCAAAUACCAACUAUAAACUCAAUAUCUGAUCACGAUUAUAUCUCCAGUGAUCCAUCUCGACUUCAUCCAGCUCUUUCUGACGAAAAUCAAAUUAUGGAAGAUGUUAAAGAAGUGGUCACUGAUUUGGUCACUUUAGUCGAUGAUGGAAUUCUUGAAAGUGAUGAACGACAAUUACGUCCGAGUAUAAUGGAAAUGUGUUUAGAAGCAAUGAAUCGAUGCUUACAGCGUUUUCCAAACCAUUACAAGUCGCUCUAUCGAAUGGCUCAUCAUUUUUGCUCGUUGAAAGAUUUUCUCGCUGCUCGAGUGGUUCUUCUUGGUCGAUUCACUACAUCAUCGGGUUCACAAUCGCUUCUUAAAAAGCCUGAAUCUCCAGGAGACAUGAUCAAUGGAAAUGGUAAUGCCAGUACUAAUGGUUCUGCCGAUGCAUUAAAAUCCGAACCAAUUAUCGGUCUAUUUGGUGAUCACAAAAAUAACAAUCUAUUCAACGGAAUCUGGAGGAUCCCUGUUGAUGAUAUCGAUAGACCAGGAAGCUUCAUUACUCAUAUGUGCCGAUCGACUCACUUAUUGAUUAAAGUUUCUUGGGCUCUUUCUGAUCCUCAUCGAUUAUCAACAAUCGCAGUACAAUUAAGUAAAACACCAGAGGUCGGAAAAAAGUUUCUCCGUGACAUUGACCGAGAACAUCUUGCUAAGGAUGCACUUCGUCGGUGUUUCAGUAUUUUAAAGAAUCGAAUUGAAGAAGCUCGUCAAAAUCGUCCUCGUUUGGACCAGAUACGAAUCGAUUUGAGAAAAGUAGCAGAAAAGUUGAUGAAAUGUUCAGUUUAUCAACGAGAUACUCAACAUUUCAUUGGAGAAUGUGAACAAUCAAUUAGAUCUAUUGUAUCAUAGUCAUUUCUAUUUAUUUAUUUUCUACAUUUAAACACAACCGAAAACACUGUUCUAAGCAUCCAAAUCUUUAUUAAUAGAAUUGUAAAUGUAUUUUUUUGUACCAAAGUUUUGUUUUAAUCACAAAAUAAUCACUCGAAUUCGAUCAACAAUCGAAUUAAACU
Molecule: messenger RNA, 4622 nt
Organism: Panonychus citri (citrus red mite)
Lineage: Eukaryota; Metazoa; Arthropoda; Arachnida; Trombidiformes; Tetranychidae
Product: calcineurin-binding protein cabin-1-like
Exons: 3
Coding region: 343-4461 (1372 amino acids)
Biological process (GO): chromatin organization
Cellular component (GO): nucleus
Molecular function (GO): nucleosome binding; protein binding
Source: RefSeq, a predicted model, not a curated record